AAAAUGGCAGGAGCGGCAGUUAUUUUGGCAAUUUUCAUUGUUGUGCUAGCUAAAGCUGAAUACAUGGUUUCAGCAGUAGGCAACAGUGCUGAUGUUCCCUACGAUGUCGGAGAACACUGUGUGUGUUCAGGAGUAUCUUGCAGUUGUUGCCGAAACUUGACCCUUAAGGCCUUCCAAACGAAGCACUAUGUUUGCAGCAAAAUCCAGUACGACAAAACGAAACAGGUGUUUGCAACCAAACUUGAAAUUGAUGCUAAAACUGCCAUAGAACAAGAUGUGCCAGUUAACAGUUCAGAACCAGUGUGUAAGGAAGUUCAAUUUGGAAACAAUAAAACAAAUGUGUGUUUCCAUUUCCGCCAUGUCAAUGUCAGCGGCGACAGUGUGUCUGGCUGCGUGCGCACCACCAUCAAAGCUGGGGAAAUGAAGCAGAUGGUGAAUUUGGGAUGUUUCAAAUUGUCCGUCACAUACAAGCUGGCAAGUCAUUUGAAGCUCCAUCGACUGGUGAGAAUUUGGCAGAAAGAAAUUCUCGUCAGACUUUUCCAUGUUGGUAUUAAAAAUGAGAAAAAGAAAGCAAAACAUAUAUUUGAUUACUAGAGACUUUGGGUUUGAAAUUGCACGGUUAUCAUUGUUUGAUGUACAUAUAGCCAUUUAGAGGCCAGAGGAUGAGCAGGUGAUAAAUUCGAACUGUAAAAAUACUGUAUCUGUUGUUAGAUUACCUACCAAAUACGUAUCAAGUUUCAUUCAAGGGUAAGGUUUACCGGGGGGAUGUAUACAGAAUGAAUUGGUAAAAUUAAAACACAUUUGUGCCGUUUUAAUUAUUUUUACUAAUAUUUAGAUCAUCUUUGAUAACACUCUUUGAUUUUAUCUUUUAUACAGUUUUUUCA
Molecule: messenger RNA, 884 nt
Organism: Saccostrea echinata
Lineage: Eukaryota; Metazoa; Mollusca; Bivalvia; Ostreida; Ostreidae
Exons: 4
Coding region: 4-594 (196 amino acids)
Source: RefSeq, a predicted model, not a curated record